AUGAACAGUUUCAGUGAUGUUUUAAGAGCACAGACUCUAGUGUCCUUCUCCACUUAUUACUCAGACUGUCUGGAUCUCUAUAGGGAUACUCACAGGACCUGCCACCUGAUACAGUUGUUGAAAAUUCUACCCACCCACCGAAUCCACUGUUCCUUGAUCUUGCCCCCAGGAGCCGUGAUUCACUCGGGAGAAACCAGCAGUCAGGAGCCAGAUGAGCUACUCCCAGCCAGCGAACACAUUUCUGGUGGCUUGGUUUGCACUCCACAUGCGCAGCCCUGGCAGGCAGCACUGUUCUACAACAAUGAUGGAUACUGCUCAGGGGCUCUGGUGCAUCCCCAGUGGGUGCUGACAGCUGCGCACUGCUGGAGGCCAUCCUACACCAUUGGGCUGGGACUGCAAAGAAUUUACCCUCCAUAUGAAGCAGGAAGUCAGAUGAUUGAGGCCAAUUUCUCCGUUAAGCACCCAAACUAUGACACACCUUGGAAAGCCUAUGACCUCAUGCUCAUUAAGUUGAGCAAACCAGUUGUGGAAUCAAACACCAUCCGGACCAUCCACAUUGCCACCCAGAGUCCGAACUCUAAAACCAGGUGCAUGGUCUCCGGCUGGGGUCAGCUAUCGGAUGGCCAGUACCCUGCUGAUUUGCAGUGUGUUUAUCUUCCUGUGGUAUCAGAGGAGUCCUGCAGAGCACUGUACCGGAACUUGUAUCAUUCCAGUAUGUUCUGUGCUGGCGGCGAGCACCAGAAGGACACUUGUCGUGCAGAUUCUGGAGGCCCCUUGGUCUGCAAUGGAGUUCUGCAGGGCCUUGUGUCCUGGGGAUUCCCUCCCUGUGGGCAAGCUGGGUUUCCAGGCAUCUACACCAACCUCUACUUAUUCAACGAGUGGAUAAGGAAAGUUACACAGACUAGAUAA
Molecule: messenger RNA, 909 nt
Organism: Octodon degus (degu)
Lineage: Eukaryota; Metazoa; Chordata; Mammalia; Rodentia; Octodontidae
Product: kallikrein-4-like
Exons: 5
Coding region: 1-909 (302 amino acids)
Biological process (GO): extracellular matrix disassembly; proteolysis; amelogenesis
Molecular function (GO): serine-type endopeptidase activity
Source: RefSeq, a predicted model, not a curated record